Molecule: messenger RNA, 2469 nt
Organism: Durusdinium trenchii
Lineage: Eukaryota; Dinophyceae; Suessiales; Symbiodiniaceae
Source: the annotation of a GenBank genome assembly
CAAGAAGUUGUGGAAACUUUACCUUCUGUUGGGGUUGUGCUGCAAGAUGUCUGUCCCUAAACAUGAAAAAUUGUGCCCAUGUUAACCGGAUCAAGUGGCAACGGAGUCCAAUAUAGCUGACAUGGUUGUAGGACCCUCCCUUCGCGGAGUCAGGGCCUUCUUCCCCGAACCGCCUCCCUGCGCGCUUGAGGCAGCUUUGUGCAUUGUGUGCGUCGCGUGGAUAGCGCGUGCGGGAGCGUGUUUCACGGACAGCAAGUGGAAAAGGAAAGAAAAGGAACAUGCUUCGCGAUGAGGCCGUGAAAGACCCGCAAUCUUGUACUUUCGUGAAGAAUGGCCAUACCAUGCCAUAUCCGUGAUCUGAAUUGUUCAGGCAAUCCUUCAAAGGCAGCCUGUAUACUUGGUUCAUCCCAGGUUCUUGACCCAAUCUUCUUCCGGUUCGUUGUUGCUUGACAGUUUCCUCCACAAAUCUCUCGAGUUUUGAAUUGUUCGGUGUUUUUGUUUUCACGGCCUUGCAAGACGCUCCAUGGUACAUGGCCAUGCCACCACCAGGAGGUCGGGGUCAACUUUUCCAUUUAUGCCAAUGCUUCUUGCUGAUGAUUUUCCUGGUCAUCCUGCUCUUGAGAGGAUUGAUGUCACACUUCGCCUGCGACUGCCGUCGUUGCCCAGGCACUGUUUGCUGCCGCUCCACCAGCACUGCCACAGCCGUUGAGGUGGAGACCGUAGGCUUAGUGAAUGGACGCUUUCCGGGCCAGUUUGCCCCCACGCCGCGUCCAGACUUCCUAAAGCGCCGUUUGGAGGUUUGGGAUCGUUUGUGGCAGAAGGCACAGGAGGAGCUGCAGAAGAAGCCAAAGCAGCCCAUCAAGGUGACAUUGCCCGAUGGAUCCGUGAGAGAAGCAACGAGCUUCUUCACAACUCCACUGGAGAUUGCAGAGGGCAUCUCAAAACGCUUGGCAGCUGACGCAGUGGUGGCAUUGGUGGAGUAUGAUGAGCCUAGCGACAGCAGCUGCGCUCCUUGUGUUGCGGCUGAUGGGGAAGAAGAUGAUGAGGAGCCCGAUGCACAAGGGCAACUCUGGGACCUCACCAGACCCUUGGAAGGCAAUUGCAAGCUCGAGCUCAUUAAGUUUGAUGAUGCUCGUGGCCAAGACACCUUUUGGCACUCUUCAUCCCACGUGUUGGGAGCAGCUUUGGAAGAUGCAUUUGGUGGACACUUGACCAUUGGGCCAGCAGUGGAAGGCGGCUUCUACUACGACAUGUACUUAGGUGAGCAGCGUCUCUCUGACUCUAACUUUGAGGAGAUUGAGAAAACCGUGGCAGAAUUGCGCCAAAGCAAAGCGCCCUUUCAGCGCAUGGUCAUUUCCAGAGAAGAAGCCUUAGAGCUCUUUGCCAACAACCCUUUCAAAGUCGACCUGAUUGAAAGAAAGGUGACCCCAGGUACUAUGACAACAGCGUAUCGAUGUGGCGAUUUGGUGGAUCUUUGCCGUGGGCCACACUUGCCUUCUACUGAUCGAGUGAAGGCCUUUAAGGUAACGAAGAAUUCUUCUGCUUAUUGGUUGGCAUCUGCAGACAAUGACUCCUUGCAGCGGAUCUAUGGUGUAUCGUUCCCAUCAGAGAAGCUGUUGAAGGCACACCUCAGGAGACUAGAAGAGGCUAAGGAGCGUGAUCACCGACGGGUAGGGAAGCAGCAAGGGCUCUUUUUCUUUGAUGCUGUGGUCUCGCCAGGAUCCUGCUUUUGGACCAGCUAUGGGGCACGGAUCUACAACAGACUUCAGGAACUGAUGCGUGCAGAGUAUCGGGCUCGUGGUUUCGAAGAAGUGAUCACACCCAACAUUUUCUCAGCCGAACUCUUCAAACGUUCUGGGCACUACCAGAACUAUCGUGAAGACAUGUACGGCUUUGAAGUAGAGGGUCAAGAGUGGUACUUGAAGCCCAUGAACUGCCCAGGGCACUGCGUGCUUUUCGACAGCAGGCCUCGCUCAUAUAGAGAAUUGCCCAUCAGGAUGGCAGAUUUUGGAGUGUUGCAUCGAAACGAGCUCAGUGGAACCCUCUCUGGACUGACUCGAGUGCGGCGCUUCCAGCAGGAUGACGCCCACAUCUUCUGCAGGGAAGACCAGAUCAAGAGCGAGGUCACUGCGGCUUUAGCCUUUGUGUUCAACAUCUAUGAGCUGUUUGGUUUCGAGUUCUCUUUAGCGUUGAGCACAAGACCUAAGAAGGCCAUGGGAAGUGUUGAGCUCUGGCAGCGAGCGGAGGAGCAACUGCAACAGGCACUGGAAGAGACAGGCAAGCCAUGGAGCCUUAAGAAAGGAGACGGUGCCUUCUAUGGGCCGAAGAUUGACAUCCAGCUGCAAGAUGCUUUGGGCCGUGGUCACCAGUGCGGAACGAUCCAGCUAGAUUUCCAACUGCCGUUGCGCUUCAACCUCCGUUAUCAGAGUGAGAAGGGUGCAGAGGAGUCAGCAAGCUCCACUGACGAGG